This is a messenger RNA of Sphenostylis stenocarpa, 1902 nucleotides long. The record is from the annotation of a GenBank genome assembly. Lineage: Eukaryota; Viridiplantae; Streptophyta; Magnoliopsida; Fabales; Fabaceae.
AUGCAAGCAGUGGGGAGGCUUGGCAGCUACAUCAGCCGCGGCGUGUACACUGUUUCAGGGCCGUUUCUUCCUUUUGGUGGGGCAGUGGACAUUGUUGUGGUUCAACAGAAAGAUGGGAGCUUCAAAUCCUCUCCUUGGUAUGUUAGGUUUCGGAAAUUCCACAGGGUUUUGAAAGAAAAGGUGAAGGUUCAUGUUAGUGUCAACGGGGUAGAGCCUGAUUUCCACUUGUAUUUGAACCCUAAAGGGGAAGUCGUUUUCUUUCAUGGAGAUACGCAAGAAGAACAAGAAGGGGAAUCUAUAUUUGGUAGUGAAAGGGAAAGUGAUUGUAUCACACAACAGGGUGGUAAGAACCAUUUCGAAUCCAGAAGUCGGAGCUUUGAUUCACAGGACACGUCAAAUGCAGAGGCUAAAGUUGUUGGUAGAACUAGGUCUCGCCGCUCCCGAAUUCUAGGGCUUGUGUCAAGGUCUUUGAGAGAGGAGGGUAGAAAUGGAGAUGUCUAUGGGGUGGAUUACGUGGAGCGUGCUGAGAUUGCAGCCAACUUGUUGGAGCUGAAGUGGUCCACCAAUCUCACUUUUGAUCAUCGACCGCCUCGUGCAGACAGGGAAAAAACUAGGGGUGAGGCCUUGAACAAUGGUUUACUUUCACCACCGUGUAAAAGGAAGGAGGAAUCUUGUUCUUGCAGUGAGCAAGAUGGUAUCAGAUCAAAGCCUGUGUCUGAUGAGAUGUUGUGCCUUGCAGGUGCAGGAUGUGGAGGCGUUCAUCUCCAUGAUGAGGAGGUCUUGCAAGCUGGAACUCUAGUUCUACCUGAGGUUAAACAAAGUGAGGAAGUCACUAAGAGUUUUGACACUGGGAGAACAGUAACGAAUGACACUCUGUUACAAUCGCAGGAAAGAGAAUGUUCCCAUUCUGGUAUUUGUACUGCGGGGGAUGUUGGAGACCUACCAACAUUUCGAAAAUCCCAAAGUGUCAAUAUUGGUCUAAGAGAUUGUGCAAUAAGGAAUGUUAGUGCAAAUACUCCAACGUCUGAACAAUUAGAAUCCUUAAAUCUGAAGGAAGGGAGGAACACAAUAACCUUCAGUUUCUCCACAGCUACGGGGAAGCAGCAGGUUGAUGCUCAUAUAUAUUUGUGGAAAUGGAAUACUCGUAUAGUGGUAUCAGAUGUAGAUGGGACAAUUACAAGGUCAGAUGUUCUAGGUCAAUUCAUGCCAUUAGUGGGAAUCGACUGGUCCCAAACAGGAGUUGCUCAUUUAUUCUCAGAUAUCAAGGAAAAUGGCUACCAGUUACUUUUCCUCAGUGCUCGUGCAAUAUCUCAGGCCUAUCACACCAGACAAUUUCUAUGCAACCUUAAGCAGGAUGGGAAAGUUUUGCCAGAUGGUCCUGUUGUUAUUUCCCCUGAUGGACUUUUUCCUUCUCUAUAUCGAGAAGUUAUCCGGAGGGCUCCACACGAGUUCAAAAUUGCAUGUUUAGAGGACAUUAAGGCACUUUUCCCUCCAGAUUGCAAUCCGUUCUAUGCUGGUUUUGGAAAUAGGGAUACAGAUGAAAUCAGCUACCUUAAGGUUGGAAUACCGAAAGGAAAGAUAUUCAUCAUUAAUCCGAGGGGAGAGAUUGUUGUAAAUCGACGAUGUUUUGACACACAAUCAUACACCUCUCUGCAUUCUCUUGUGAAUGGAAUGUUCCCCCCUACAAACUCAUCCGAACAGAUAGAUGCAGGACUGCAUGCUGUGCUGCUCCAAGAAUUAUAUAGCUUAUCUACAAUAAUUUCUAAGCCUGAUGAAAGCAGCAUCAUUCUGUGGAAUUCGAUGGACAGAGGAUUUAUGACAGCACAGUAUACAAUUUUGCCUGCUUCCUGCUUCCUGCUUCAUUUACAACUUCUUCGGCUCAGAGGUGUAAACAUCAGAUAG